UCCAACAUGGCGAACUUGAGUCAAAAUUUAAAGGAUUAUAUGUCAAAAAGUCAAUCGAAAGAACCUUUAUUGUUGACAGAAAAUGAAUCCAGCGGGUCUUUCAGUUUUUCAAAACUGAAUCCUUUUAGAAAAUCUCAAAUAGACUCAUAUGAAGACACAAAUGCGGUGGCAAACGGCUGGUUUUCACAAGCUCAAAAAGACCCUUUCUUUCCUGGCUUAUCGAAAAAGCAGAGGAUACUGGGAUUUGUGAUAUGCCUGCUCCUUGGAACAUUCUGUUUUUCUCUGGCAUGCCUUUACAUCCCAAUGCUUGUGUUGAAAGCACGAAAAUUUGCCAUGCUUUACACACUUGGUAGUUUGUUCAUCAUUUGCAGUUUCUCCAUGCUGUGGGGUCCAUGGAACCAUAUAAAACACCUUUUCUCACAAGAUCGCCUUCCAUUUUCAUUAGUGUAUUUUGGAACCAUGUUUGCAACCAUAUACUUCUCAAUAUGGGUGCGCAGUACAGUCAUGACAGUAUUUUUUGCUGUAGUACAAAUUUUAGCAUUAGUUUGGUACAUUAUGAGUUAUAUACCUGGUGGGCAGACAGGCAUGAAGUUUUUCUCGAAAGUGUUCUAUGCUGCAGCCUCAAAGACUACCCAAAGUGUUCUCCCUGUCUAGGACUGGUUGUUCAUUACAUUCUCGUCCAGAUUUUGAUAACAUGGGGUGUAUUGUGGAUUCUAUUUGUUAAAAAAAAGCAUUUGUUAUGUUUAAUUUCUGGCAUUCUUUUUACUUAUCAAUAUACAAGCACUUUUUUACCCAGAAAUACUUUGUCAACGUUUUUGCGGGAAGUUUUGGACACUUUCAGUCGAGGAUGAGAAUGUUUGGCCGUAAUGUGAUAUAUUUAUGACUAUGUGAACAGUGUAAUCCAGAAUGAAGCUAUAUAUAUAUAUAUAUAUAUAUAUAUAUAUAUAU
Mya arenaria is the source of this 948-nucleotide messenger RNA. RefSeq lists its product as uncharacterized. The transcript has 6 exons. Gene Ontology annotation, biological process: vesicle-mediated transport. NCBI's taxonomy places the organism in Eukaryota, Metazoa, Mollusca, Bivalvia, Myida, Myidae. Bases 7 to 654 code for a protein of 215 amino acids. Gene Ontology annotation, cellular component: membrane. The record is from RefSeq and is a predicted model, not a curated record.